UUCAAACAUCAAAAUAUCUCAGGAAACAUUUAUAUUUACUUCAGAAUUCCCAAUCUUAAUUCAAAAAAUCCUUAUUUCAAAUCACACAAAAUGUCUCUCGAACUGGUGCCGCAACCCGAACCGGAGAAGAUCUACCUAAUAACCUACGAGAUGAGCGUGCCCAGAGAUUAUGGCAAGGCCCUCCAAUCGAUGGUGGCCCACAAAGCCGCCGAGCUGAAGGUGUGCGGCUACAUCGCGCAUACGCACAGUGGCCGCAAGGUGGGCGGCGAACUGCAGGGCAGUGAGGCUGGCCUCCAGCCGAUGAUCGACUGGCUACGUUCGAAAAGCCAAGGGAAGGAUGUGGGCGACGGGGAGAAGAUCAAAAGCCAGAUGACGGAGCCACGAUUCUCGAAGUGGAAGCUGCAAUCAUUGGGGGCCAAAUACGAUGAUUUUUUCUGCUGCUGAAUGCCGUCGAGAGUUGAGUUGAUUAAAAAUCGCAAAUUGCAUUGGCCCCACAA
Messenger RNA from Drosophila ficusphila, 497 nucleotides. RefSeq lists its product as uncharacterized. The coding region runs from base 91 to 444 and encodes 117 amino acids. The transcript has a single exon. The record is from RefSeq and is a predicted model, not a curated record. NCBI's taxonomy places the organism in Eukaryota, Metazoa, Arthropoda, Insecta, Diptera, Drosophilidae.